AAUAUAUAUAUUGGAAACUUUUUUUUGUUGUGAAAUGAUGGAGAGUUUGGAGGAAGUGGCCGAUAGGGCAGAGGCGGAAAGGCAACAGAGUUUGAAGGAUCUCGAACAGCUGUACGAGUGGCUGCAGCAAUUCGAGGAUCCGCCGCCAGCUCCGAGACCGCCGCCGCCUCAACAGUUCAGAAAUGGGGACAUUACUCAAAAAGGAUACGAGAAGAAGAGGACACGUCUACUUACUCCCUAUGUGCCUAAACAAAAUUCAACCGGAAGUUCUGGGAACGAUGGCGGCACCGGAAAUGGAAAUGCCGGAAAUAGCGGCGGUGGCUACGGCGUCGGAAAACAACACACGAGACGCCGCACGCAGCGCCGCGUCACGCAAAACGAGAAGAGAUAUCAUUCAGCUGCCGGAGGUGAGUCGAGGGGCGUCAGUCCUGCCACAAGGGCCUUCCGACGUGGAAAUCGACGUCUCACCCGUAAUGAGAGUCGCUAUCAUUCCGAAGUUAGGCAGGAGGCGGUGCAGCAGGCCCUCGCACAGGCCAUGCAGAACAGGCAAAAACCCUCCUUACCGAUGCCAUCGAAAAGGACGUCCGUUAUGGCCAGGAGUCCAGAUAGAGAUCGUCACGACUCGGAAUCCUCGUCAGAUGAAGAUAGCAUAUUGAAUGAAGAGAUCAGUACUCCGGAGCGCGAGAAAAUAAGGACUCCACAAAUGUUGCCGCCACCCCCGAUGUCGGACACGAGCAGUACCGGUUCUCCGCCUCCUCCACAUCACAGACCGCGCUUACCAGCGCCGACUCCCGUCUGGGAAAACAGAUCUUCGCGUAACACGGAAAUCACGGAUAUAUCGCACGAGUUGCAGAACUUCAGGCCAUAUAUCCAACCACCGGACGUGACUCACAAUACUGCUCAGGGUGGCCGUAGGAAUACCGGAGCGGACCGGGUGAACCAUUAUGCAACAUCCACGUCCGGCGAUACCAUCAGCAUGGGCACGGGCCGUUGGAAGGUCUCCGCCAAAAUUCAGCAGCUAUUGAACACAUUGAAGAGACCGAAGCGCAGACCGUUGCCGGAGUUCUACGAGGACGACGACAUCGAUCUGGAAAUUGCAGCUAACCCAAAAGAUCCGAAUGCACCCAAACCAGAAGGAAGUUGCAUGUCACCUGUUGUGGGCGAGCAGUUGUUGGUGCCGUCGGGAUUGCCACGCAAUCUGGAAGCAGCUAUCUCCCGUUAUGGCUCCGGCUCAUACAAGGCCCAAGUGGCAACCGUUCUGGAUCCCAACGGCAAAUUAACCACAACCCUGACUUAUGGGAAACUCCUCAGCCGUUCGUACAAAAUUGCUUACGCUCUGUUGACGAAGGCGUUCAACAGGAAUGGCGACACCAGCUUAAAAUGCGGCGAUCGCGUCGCCCUCGUCUAUCCCAACAGCGAUCCCAUCAAUUUCCUGUGCGCCUUCUACGGGUGUCUUCAGGCCGGUAUCGUUCCGGUGCCCAUCGAGGUACCAAUCACCAGACGCGAUGCGGGAUCCCUGCAGAUUGGAUUUCUGCUCGGCAGCUGCGGCGUGCAGGUUGCUCUCACUUCCGAGGCCUGCCAGAAGGGACUGCCCAAGACGACGUCCGGUGAGGUGGCCCAGUUCAAGGGUUGGCCAAAGUUGCACUGGUUUGUCACCGAGCAUCUGGGGAAGACACCCAAAGACUGGCAACCGGCACCGCGUCUCACCGACGAAACGCCAGCAUACAUCGAGUACAGCACCGAUCGAGAUGGCUCGGUAAUGGGUGUCCGCAUUACCAGAGCUGCUAUGCUCUCGCACUGCCGCACCCUGACGAUGGCCUGCAGCUAUACAGAAGGAGAAAACAUGGUGUGCGUGCUGGAUUUCAAGAGGGAGGUGGGACUGUGGCAUUCCGUUCUGACGAGCGUCCUGAAUGGAAUGCAUGUUAUUUACAUUCCCUACGCCCUGAUGAAAGUCAAUCCAGCAAGUUGGAUGCAGAUGAUCACCAAGUACAAGGCAAGCGUGGCCGUCGUCAAAUCGCGUGAUCUUCAUUGGGGCCUACUCGCUACCAAGGACCACAAGGACGUCAAUUUAUCUUCCUUGCGUAUGCUGCUCGUAGCCGACGGUGCGAAUCCUUGGUCGUUGAGCUCCUGCGAUCAAUUCUUGCAAGUUUUCCAGGCUAAAGGAUUGCAAUCUGAUGCCAUUUGCCCCUGCGCCAGCUCCAGCGAAGUUUUAACUGUCUCGGUCAGACGACCAGGACGCGCUGGAGUCAAUGCAACCGGCAGAGGUGUCCUAUCUAUGCAAGGUUUAAGCUACGGCGUGGUGCGCGUGGAUCAAGAGAACAGUCUCACUUCACUGACGUUACAAGAUUGCGGCCAAGUUAUGCCCGGUUGCGUAAUUGUCGUGGUGAAGAUGGAAGGACCCGCUUAUUUAUGCAAAACCGACGAGGUGGGCGAGAUUUGCGUGAAUUCCGGAUGCACCGGCGCCGAGUAUUGGGGCCUACAGGGGCUCACCAAUAGCACUUUUAAGGUGCAACCGCUCGGUACGGAUGGAAACAUCCUCUCCGACGCCGAGUACACCAGGUCCGGAUUGCUGGGCUUCCUCGGACCUGGAGGACUGGUCUUCAUAUGCGGCUCUAGGGAUGGUCUGAUGACCGUCACAGGAAGAAAGCACAACGCGGAUGACAUCAUCGCCACAGUGCUGGCCGUCGAACCGAUGAAGUUCAUCUACCGAGGUCGCAUUGCCGUCUUCAGCCACCGUGUGUUGAGGGAUGAAAGAAUAUGCGUGAUCGCAGAGCAGCGACCUGAUUGCAGCGAAGAGGAGUCAUUCCAGUGGAUGUCACGAGUAUUGCAGGCUGUCGAUUCCAUCCAUCAGGUGGGCAUUUACUGUUUGGCCCUGGUGCCUCCAAAUCAUUUACCGAAAACCCCCCUCGGAGGCAUCCACCUGUCUGAGACGAAGAGACGAUUCUUGGAGGGAACUUUGCAUCCAGCCAACGUUUUACUGUGCCCACACACGUGCGUCACAAAUCUACCGAAACCCAGAGAGGUCCACUCAGCAACGGACUGUGUUUCAGACGUUGGUCCUGCGUCUGUCAUUGUUGGGAACCUCGUUCAAGGUAAUCGUUUGGCUAGUGCACAAGGAAGGGAUAUGGGACCAGAUGACGAGAAUGAUGCCAAAAAGUUGCAUUUCAUAUCAGAGAUUCUUCGUUGGAGAGCGACGAGUACUUCGGACCAUGUCCUGUUUACUUUACUCAACAGCAAAGGAGCUAUAGCCAAAGCACUUUCCUGCUCGGAACUGCACAAGCGCGCCGAGAAGAUUGGUAAUCUGUUGACCGAAAAGGGUCGCAUCAAUACAGGAGAUCAUGUGGCUUUGAUAUUCCCCCCUGGUCUUGAUUUGAUCUGCGCCUUCUACGGUUGUCUCUACGUGGGUGCAGUACCCGUGACGAUAAGACCUCCGCAUCCACAAAACUUGCAGACCACUCUACCCACAGUUCGGAUGAUAGUCAAUGUGUCUGAAUCUGUGAUAGUAUUAUCCACGCAAGCAGUCAUCAAGCUGCUGAAGUCUAAGGAAGCGAGCAACGUGGUGGAUAUAAAGUCUUGGCCAUCGAUUCUGGAUACAGACGAUAUGCCGAAGAAGAAAAACCCGUUGGCUUACAGAGCCCCAACUGCCGAAAUGCUGGCAUAUUUGGAUUUCAGCGUGUCCACCACGGGAAUGCUUGCAGGAAUUAAAAUGUCUCAUGCAGCUGUUACGAAUCUGUGCAGGAGCAUGAAGCUCGCCUGCGAAUUAUACCCAAGUCGCCACAUCGCACUCUGUUUGGAUCCCUAUUGCGGACUGGGCUUCGCUCUAUGGUGCUUGAGCAGCAUAUAUUCGGGCCACCACUCGAUUCUUAUACCUCCUUCCGAAGUUGAGGUGAAUCCUUCUCUAUGGCUCUGCGCGGUCAGCCAGUAUAAGGUGCGAGACACCUUCUGCUCGUACGGCGUUAUGGAGCUAUGCACCAAGGGUUUAGGAUCUUCGGUGAACCACUUGAAAUCCCGCAACAUUAACUUAGCUUGCGUGAGGACCUGCGUGGUCGUCGCCGAAGAGAGGCCUAGAAUAAAUCUUACAACUAGCUUUUCGAAGCUCUUCAGCGCGUUGGGAUUGAGCCCAAGGGCCGUGUCCACCUCGUUCGGAUGCCGAGUGAACGUGGCCAUCUGUCUGCAGGGCGCUUCUAGCCCAGAACCAUCAAGUGUGUACGUGGAUUUGCGAGCACUCAGGAACGACAGAGUGAGUCUGGUAGAGCGCGGAAGCCCGAACAGCUUAUGCGUUAUGGAGUCGGGUAAGCUGUUGCCCGGCGUUAAAGUGAUCAUAGCAAAUCCGGAGACGAAGGGCCAGUGCGGCGAUUCUCAUCUUGGUGAGAUUUGGGUGCAGAGCGGACACAACGCAAGCGGAUAUUUCACGAUUUACGGCGACGAGAGCGAUUACGCCGAUCAUUUUAAUGCGCGUCUAGUCACCGGAAAUACCGGGGAGGUUUAUGCGAGAACCGGAUAUUUAGGGUUCUUGAGGCGCACCGAAGGCAUCGAGAGUGGAGGCGAAGAGACUACGGUUGGAGGCAGCGAUACUGAAUCACUGGGUUCUCAGCAGCACAUAACUACCGAUGCGCCAGAGCUUCAUGAUGCCGUCUUCGUCGUUGGUGCAUUGGACGAAACCAUCAUGCUUAGAGGAAUGCGGUAUCAUCCUAUUGACAUUGAAAAUAGCGUAUUACGUUGCCACAAGAAGAUAGCGGAAUGCGCUGUUUUCACUUGGACCAAUCUUCUAGUAGUGGUAGUAGAAUUGGAUGGGAACGAGACGGAAGCGUUGGAUUUAGUACCUCUAGUAACUAAUACCGUGCUGGAAGAGCAUCAGCUGAUCGUGGGAGUGGUCGUCGUCGUGGACCCAGGAGUUGUGCCAAUUAAUAGUCGCGGCGAGAAGCAGCGCAUGCAUCUGCGAGACGGCUUCCUCGCCGACCAAUUAGACCCCAUCUACGUAGCCUACAAUAUGUAAAGGCUUAUUAACUUCUUAAGUGGAUAAUAAUAAUAAAUAUUGUAUUAACAAUACUAGCGAUAAUCGAUGGAACAAAGAACGGAGGAAUGAUGAAGAGAAUAAGAAAAAAAAAA
This is a messenger RNA of Nicrophorus vespilloides, 5109 nucleotides long. RefSeq names its product disco-interacting protein 2 (gene DIP2). NCBI's taxonomy places the organism in Eukaryota, Metazoa, Arthropoda, Insecta, Coleoptera, Silphidae. Bases 35 to 4996 code for a protein of 1653 amino acids. The record is from RefSeq and is a predicted model, not a curated record. The transcript is spliced from 14 exons.